Stylophora pistillata is the source of this 2101-nucleotide messenger RNA. RefSeq names its product cytosolic beta-glucosidase. NCBI's taxonomy places the organism in Eukaryota, Metazoa, Cnidaria, Anthozoa, Scleractinia, Pocilloporidae. Gene Ontology annotation, biological process: carbohydrate metabolic process. Gene Ontology annotation, molecular function: beta-glucosidase activity. The record is from RefSeq and is a predicted model, not a curated record.
CAGAAUAUCCGUCCACAUCAUUUACAUAUGUCGGGAGGCGUUGAUAAAUGAGGUAUAACACAAUAGACGCUAUUCGUAUUCAAUGACUUGUAAUUGAUAUGGCCUUUGACAAUACGAAAAAACAUCUUUCUCUAUUUCUUUACCAAACUCAAAAUUCUUAGCUGACUACGUGACCUUUUAAGAUCCACAGAUCUUAUGUUUUUUCGUCUCCAACGUUACCUGACCCUUCACUGACCUCCAAACAAAGGACCUGCCUUAAGCUACAGAAAUAUGUUUACUCAAAGCAGCCAAUGAUUUUGCUCCAAGAAUGUUUGCACCCACACCCUCACCUGACCGAUUGUGCUUUGCUGUUGUGUCGCUGUCGCUAAUCGCUUAGGUUUUGUACGACAGAAGCACAGCAAUUUUCCACGUUACAUGCGAGGAAAUUUGAGUUUAAAACAUUAUGAAGGGUAUUAUUUCUUUCGUGUCCUUGAUGCUAUCCCUGGGGACUUCUCAAGCCUCUGACAACGAAUUCAAAUACGGAAAAUUUCCUGAUGGUUUUUUAUGGGGCGCUGCCACUGCUGCAUAUCAAAUAGAAGGCGCCUGGAACAAGGAUGGAAAAGGACCGAGCAUAUAUGAUAUCAUCACCCACACCGUGCCUACUUUGUUCCAUAACAAGACCGGAGAUGUGGCGUGCGACAGCUAUAACAAGUACAGGGAAGAUGUCAAAAUACUGAAGGAAUACGGAGCCAAAGCGUAUCGCUUUUCUAUUGCUUGGAGUCGUGUGCUUCCCAAUGGGACAACUGAUCAUGUCAACAAAGCCGGUGUCGAGUAUUACAAAACACUCAUCGAUGAACUAAGACGAAACAAUAUCGAACCGCUUGUGACGUUGUAUCACUGGGAUCUGCCCGAAGUCUUUCGACCGAUCGGCGGUUGGACCAAUCAAAGCAUGAUAGACUAUUUUCACGACUACGCUCGAUUCUGUUUCGAAACAUUCGGCGACCAAGUUAAGUACUGGAUCACGCUAAACGAACCCGCGAUCGUCAUGUUACGUCAUCCUCUGUACAUGUAUGGGGAAAUUAGGAAUAAAACUAAGUUAUCGAUUCUUCGGUAUCGCACGGCUCACAAUCAAAUUCUUGGUCACGCUAAGGUUUAUCGGACGUAUGAGAAGAAUUAUCAAGCAAAGCAGGGUGGAAAAGUGACGCUGUCCUUGAGUUCUGGUUGGGCAGUUCCCAAAACUGACUCUGUCCGAGACAAGGACGCCGCUGACCGCUAUAUGCAAUUUCAUCUCGGCAUCUUCGCACAUCCCAUAUUUGUGAAUGGAGAUUACCCGGAUGUCGUUAAAGACGUUGUGAGAAAUCGCAGCGCGGCUGCUGGGAUUCCUAGCCGUCUGCCCAGCUUCACAGAGGAGGAGAAAAACACAGUAAAAGGAAGUUACGAUUUGUUUGGAAUAAACCACUACUCCACUGAUAAAGUGGAAGACAAACCCUCAGGCGAUGAGCCGUCAACUAGCGGUGAUGAGUCGCUCUCGAAGAGCGGCGAUCCUGCGUGGCCUGAUUGGUACAAUGGUCAUGUAGCUCCCUUUGGAUUCCGCAAGCUGCUUAAGUACAUCAAAGAUAAUUACAAUAAUCCAACCAUUAUCGUCACUGAAAACGGAGUAGCACCGCCUGGUGAAGCCAGCAAAACCGGUCAAAACCGAUUGAACGACACUUUCAGAGUGGAUUAUCAUAGAAGAUACAUCAACGAGAUGUUGAAAGCGAUCCUUGAUGAUGGAGUAAAAAUGAAGGGAUACAUGGCAUGGACCUUGAUGGAUAACUUUGAAUGGCAAAAUGCUUACACUACCCCUUACGGGCUCCAUUUCAUCGAUUUUGAAAACGACCUUAACUUGACCCGAGUCCCUAAGAAGUCGGUUGGUUUCUUCAAAAAACUGAUAGCGGAUAAUGGUUUUCCUGAUCCAAAUCCAGAAUCUGCCGGAUCAAUUGUGCUAGCAAACAUUUCUAUAAUUUUUGUAUUGAUCGUUUUGUUAUACUGAUUCAGUCUACCUCCUUGAAGAGCAUUCAUGGAUCAAGUGAUCACUCUCGUUUCUCUUAUUAAACUGUAUUUUAUCCAAUAAUAACAAUAG